Molecule: messenger RNA, 504 nt
Organism: Staurois parvus
Lineage: Eukaryota; Metazoa; Chordata; Amphibia; Anura; Ranidae
Source: the annotation of a GenBank genome assembly
AUGGCCAGAAUCCCUUGUAAAGACACACCGAGCAGUAUUUUGGCAUAUAAAGAUGAAGUGAUCAGGAGGUUACAGUAUGAAUCACAGUUUAUUGGUUGGAUUCUAAUUGCCGUAGUUGCCUCAGCCGUGUUUUUACUCAAAUGUCUGCAACACUGCUGCUCUCCUUUGAGCUUCCACCAAGAGGAGUACUGGGGCCAGUACCGCUCCUGUGAGAAGGAACUCUUCAACCGUACCGCUGAGGUCCACGCAAAAGUCCUUGCUGCCAGUAAUGUUAAGCAUUUCUUUGGUUUUGUGGCUUUGAAUAAAGAAGAGAAGGAAAUGGUAACUGAAUACCCAGUGGAAGAGGUACAGUCGAGUCCCCAAUGGAAUGAAAUAACUGGAGUAUAUCUGUAUAGGGAAAACAAGGGUUUCCCCUUAUAUAGCCGUCUUCAUAAAUGGGCCAAAAAAGUCAUUGGGAAUGGUACAGAUGCAGAAUCCAAAGAGAUGGCAUUACUUGCAGUCUAA